GACCAGGCAGCCGAGCCUGAGCAAGGCUAAGGCUAUAUAUAGCCUUGGCGUGCCCGCCAGACGCUUCUCCGCCAUAAGCUCAUGGCGGUGGCCGCCGCUCCGUCUCUCGCGCCGCCCCGACCUCCGCGCCCCGCCCCGAAGCCCCGCCGCGCACGCUCCCGGCCGCCGCGGGAGCGGGAGGUCGUCUCCUGGACGUCCGCCAUCGCGCGCGCGGCGCGGCAGGGCGACCUGCCCGCGGCUGCCGCGGCGCUCUCCGCCAUGCUCUCCUCCCCCGCCGCGCCCGCGCCCAACGACGUCACGCUCCUCACCGUUCUCUCCGCCUGCGCUGACUCCCCGUCCUCCCCGCUAGCCCGCCCCUUGGCGCUCUCCCUCCACUGCCUCGCGCUCAAGCUCUUCCCCUCCCACCUCCUCCUCUCCACCUGCCUCGCGCGCUUCUACCUCGCGUCCCGCCUCCCGCACCUCGCGCUCCAACUGUUCGCCUCCAUGCCGGUCCGGUCCGUCGUCACCUACAACACCAUGAUCUACGGGCUCAUGCGCAACGGCCUCGUGGCCGCCGCGUUCGAGGUGUUCGACGGAAUGCCCGGCCCGGAUAAGGUCUCCUGGACUGCGCUCAUCGACGGGUGCGUCAAGAACGGCCGCCACGACGAGGCCAUAGACUGCUUCCACGCCAUGCUGCUGGACGGCGUCGAGCCGGAUUACGUCACGUUGAUAGCCGUCGUCUCCGCGUGCGCCGAGGUCGGCGCGCUCGGGCUCGGGAUGUGGGUGCACCGGUUUGCGGUCAGGCAGGGUCUGGAGCGCAACGUACGCGUCGACAACUCGAUGAUCGACAUGUACGCGCGGUGCGGACAGGUGGAGCUCGCGCGGCAGGUGUUCGACUCCAUGAGGAAACGGACAGUGGUUUCUUGGAACUCGAUGAUCGUCGGGUUUGCUGCCAAUGGCCGAUGCACAGAAGCAAUCGAGCACUUCGAGGUGAUGCGGAGGGAGGGGUUCAAGCCGGACGCGGUGACGCUCACCGGCGUGCUCACGGCCUGCAGCCACGCCGGCCUCACCGAGCAGGGGCUGAGGUACUACGGCCUCAUGACGACAGAGUACGGCGUCGCCGCACGGAUGGAGCACUACGGGUGCGUGGUCGACCUGCUCGGCCGGGCCGGGCGUCUCGACGAGGCUAUGCGCGUGGUAAAGGCCAUGCCGAUGCGGCCGAACGAGGUGGUGCUGGGAGCUCUCCUCGCUGGGUGCCGGAUGCACGGGGACGUGGACAUGGCCGAGCAGCUGAUGCAGCACCUCCUCGAGCUGGACCCCGGGGGCGACGCCAACUACGUGCUGCUGUCCAACAUCUACGCGGCCGUGGGGAAGUGGGACGGCGCGGGGAAGGUCCGGAGCCUGAUGAAGGCGCGCGGGGUGAAGAAACGGCCGGGGUACAGCGCCGUGGAGAUCGACGGCGAUGUGCACGAGUUCGUGUCCGGCGAUCGGUCACAUCCGCAGGCCGGGGAGAUUGGCCAGAUGCUUGGGUUGCUCAGGUAUGAGAUGGCGAGGUAUGGCCAUGAUGAGCAUGGAGGCAGCUGCUUGGAUGAUGAUUGAGCUGAGAACUGCGCGGAUGCCAAUGAUUGCGCUGCAGAGGGCGCCCUAGCUGAGAACAGAUGUUUGCGCUGUAGAUCAGUGCGUGCAGUCACAGCUAUUAACCCAUUGUGAUUUCCCAUCA
Phragmites australis (common reed) is the source of this 1699-nucleotide messenger RNA. RefSeq names its product pentatricopeptide repeat-containing protein At1g05750, chloroplastic. Gene Ontology annotation, biological process: RNA modification. Gene Ontology annotation, molecular function: protein binding; RNA binding. The transcript has a single exon. Lineage: Eukaryota; Viridiplantae; Streptophyta; Magnoliopsida; Poales; Poaceae. Bases 82 to 1578 code for a protein of 498 amino acids. The record is from RefSeq and is a predicted model, not a curated record.